Cryptomeria japonica (Japanese cedar) is the source of this 1918-nucleotide messenger RNA. RefSeq lists its product as uncharacterized. The transcript is spliced from 13 exons. The record is from RefSeq and is a predicted model, not a curated record. NCBI's taxonomy places the organism in Eukaryota, Viridiplantae, Streptophyta, Pinopsida, Cupressales, Cupressaceae. The coding region runs from base 264 to 1718 and encodes 484 amino acids.
CUUUUACCGAACUUGUGAUGCUCUGCCCGUUUGACUUUUUGGCGCAGCUGAUGUUCAAAAUGUUUUGCUUUUAUUUUAAAUUUAAGUUUCCAAUUUCCGUAUAAAAACAUAUUUAUUUAAACCAUCAGAUACCGCUUUGACAGUGCGGUACAAUAUUUUCUUUGAAAACCGAACCCAGACUGCUCCAAAGUUUACGAUUAUCGGUGGAAUCUCCCACUACUCAUUUUGGUUUUCUUCAAUGAAGUGAAGGUGCCUACCCUGCAAUGGCCUACGUGUUGAUCAGAAAUGAAGAGGAAGAAAUAAUUGAAAGUGCUGAUAGAACUAACUCUUCCACGGUUGAAAAUCGUUCGUCCGAAAAUGAAGGUCAAUCGCUUAAGGGGGGAGCCGUGCUCACAGACGUUAAGCAGAGACUUAAAUCGCUCGACGUUUUCCGGGGCUUAACAGUAGCUCUUAUGAUACUUGUUGAUGAUGCUGGAGGUGCAUUACCUGCUAUAAAUCAUUCCCCUUGGGAUGGUGUAACACUUGCAGAUUUUGUCAUGCCAUUUUUUCUGUUCAUUGUUGGUGUUGCCCUUGGGCUGGUGUACAAGAAAGUAACAAAUAAGGUUGUUGCUACACAAAAGGCCAUUUUAAGGGCUAUCAAGCUUUUUCUUUUGGGUGUCAUACUACAAGGUGGCUACUUUCAUGGACUAAAUAAUCUGACUUAUGGAGUUGACUUGGAACAUAUACGAUGGCUUGGUAUACUACAGAGGAUUUCCAUUGGGUACUUUCUAGCAGCAAUGUGUGAAAUUUGGAUGACAUGCAACUGUCCGGUAGACUCAUUUCUGGGAUUUGUGAAGAAAUACUACCUCCAAUGGGUGUUUGCAGCCGUACUAUCAACUGCUUACUUGGGAUGUUUGUAUGGUCUAUAUGUGCCAGAUUGGGAAUUUGAAUUACCAAUGAUAAAUUUCUAUGGAACUCCGUCAAAUGCUGGUUCUGAAAUGGCUAUGGUUAAAUGUGGUGUGAGGGGAAGCCUUGAGCCGGCUUGUAAUGCUGUCCGCAUGAUUGACUAUUAUGUUCUUGGUGUGAAGCAUUUAUAUCAAAAUCCCAUGUACAAACGAACAAAGGAAUGCAGUGUUAAAUCUCCCGAUUAUGGUCCAUCUCCAGAAAAUGCACCUAUUUGGUGUCAAGCUCCUUUUGACCCAGAGGGGCUAUUAAGCACAAUUAUGGCUUCAGUAACGUGUUUUAUUGGACUGAAUUUUGGGCAUAUCCUGGUGAAUUUUAAGGGCCAAUGGGAGAGACUUUAUCUAUGGACAAUCUCUUCCUUUGUACUUAUAUUGAUUGGAAUAUUUCUAGAGAUGCUGGGAAUGCCUUUAAACAAACCCCUCUAUACAUUCAGUUACAUGUGUGUCACAUCGGGUACAGCAGGUUUUCUCUUUGCUGCAAUAUAUUUGUUUGUUGACGUGUAUGGGUACAGGCGUCCAACAGUGUUACUAGAGUGGAUGGGAUUGAAUGCCCUUAUUAUAUAUGCACUUGCUGCAUGCGAUUUGUUUGCUGCAGCCAUUCAAGGAUUUUAUUGGAGUUUACCGAAGAACAACAUUGUGAAUGCUGUUGAGCUGCUGAUCCAAGGAAUACUCCACUCUAAAAGGUGGGGUAAGCUAGUGUAUGUGUUUUUUGAGAUUUUCUUCUGGUCUCUUAUUGCAGGCUUACUACACAUUAAAGGAAUCUAUAUAAAGUUGUAAUAUAAAUAAUGUUAUGAUAAAUCAUAUUUGUAUCAUCUUUAUCACAUUAUAUUUUUGUUCUCCUUAGAAUGGUAGAAUGGACACGAUCUGCAUUUAAAAUAUGUUACAAGGUUUUCUGUUGUAGCUGCUUGUAAUGUGUACCCCAGAAUUUUUUUUUUCUUUUGAAAAUGAAUUUUGCCAUUCAAGGUUACUUGCCAAAA